CCUGUGAGAUCAGUGGACUCUGUGAAGGUCUAUUUGGCUUUUCUUCUCUCAACACCGCCGUGAUGAUUUCAAUCUAUCGAUUUUUAACUAUCGUUAAGCCAUGCCAACCAGCUUCAAACAUAAGCCACCGAUGCGCCUUGCUGAUGAUUGCAGUCGCCUGGUUGUGGUCUCUCUUUUGCUGCUCUCCUCCAUUCUACGGUUUUGGUGAGUUCCUUUAUUCACAAAGUCGCUAUAUCCCGGAUGGAAUUCAGACAUCUUGCAGCUUUGACUAUAUCGCUGACAACGUCGAAGGCAAUGUGCAUGUGGCAGGAAUGUAUAUUUGUGAAUUGCUGAUUUCAAUUGGAAUAAUUUUGUUCUGCUACAUUCAAAUCGUG
This is a messenger RNA of Dibothriocephalus latus, 374 nucleotides long. The record is from the annotation of a GenBank genome assembly. NCBI's taxonomy places the organism in Eukaryota, Metazoa, Platyhelminthes, Cestoda, Diphyllobothriidea, Diphyllobothriidae.